AUGGACUCGUUUGUGCGCGAAGCCUUCUCACUGCUCGGAAUCGGCUUGUUUGUGAUUGGCCUCCGACUUUACGUUAGAAUAUCCUCGGCUGGACUGAAACAUCUCCAUGCUGAUGACUAUCUCAUGAUCCUGGCCGCGGUGGCUUACUCCGUCGAAACAUACCUAGCCUACUCGGUCGGCGCGUUCUGGAAAGGACUUGCCAACAAUGGCAUGACCGACAAGCAGCGGUAUCUGCUGGAUCCGGACAGCGAGGAGUACCAAUGGCGCGUCAGCGGUUCAAAGACGCAACUGGCCGGGUGGUCCACUUACACCUUCUUACUCUGGGUCAUCAAAGCGGCCAUGUGCUCUUUUUAUCUCCGUCUCACUGAGGGUCUCGGUUUUGAAAAGCGCAUAUAUGCGGGCUUCGUUCUCAUCUUUGCCACGUGGCUUGCUGUCUUGCUCUCCAUCCUCCUGGGAUGCCAACCGUUCCAGAAGAAUUGGCAAAUAUAUCCUGACCCUGGAAAUGCAUGCCAGCCCGCUAUUUCCAAAAUCGACAUCUUUGUCACCGUGGUUCUGAACGUUGUCACCGACAUAUAUCUCAUGAGCAUUCCUCUCCCAUUGCUCUGGAAGUCCUCGCUGAGAUCGCUUAAGAAGGCAGGCCUUAUGCUGCUCUUCUCCGGUGGCAUCUUUGUCACGGCGGCAGGCGUUCUGCGUUGCGUUCUUAUCAUUGCUGAUCCAGUCAACGGCGCCCAGAAGGCAGGAUCAUGGGCCGUACGGGAGACCUUUGUCGCUGUCGUCACAUCAAAUCUGCCCAUGAUCUCAUCUCUCAUUGCCCGCUGCUUCCGU
This is a messenger RNA of Thermothelomyces thermophilus ATCC 42464, 825 nucleotides long. RefSeq lists its product as uncharacterized. NCBI's taxonomy places the organism in Eukaryota, Fungi, Ascomycota, Sordariomycetes, Sordariales, Chaetomiaceae. The record is from RefSeq and is a predicted model, not a curated record. The annotation marks the transcript as partial. The transcript is spliced from 6 exons.